This is a messenger RNA of Mytilus trossulus (common blue mussel), 1801 nucleotides long. RefSeq lists its product as uncharacterized. Gene Ontology annotation, molecular function: nuclear import signal receptor activity; protein binding. The transcript has 13 exons. Gene Ontology annotation, biological process: protein import into nucleus. Lineage: Eukaryota; Metazoa; Mollusca; Bivalvia; Mytilida; Mytilidae. The record is from RefSeq and is a predicted model, not a curated record. Gene Ontology annotation, cellular component: cytoplasm. Bases 68 to 1507 code for a protein of 479 amino acids.
AAUCUUCAAUUGACAACAAAGCGUUGGUUGCUUUCCCUUCCCUUCCUUACCCUUAUUUUUUUCUGUGAUGGACAGAAAAGCUCAGUAUAAACACAAGACAGAUGAUGUUGAUACAAUAAGAAAUAGGAAUAGAAAUGAAGAAAUUGCUUUAAGAAAAGAAAAGAAAGAUAAAUUAUUGAGCUCAAAAAGAUUUCGUUUAGCUGAAGGAGAAGAAAUAACAGAUGAAUACAGUAUUAGUGAAGUAUGGGUAAAAACCAUAGCAGCUAACUUAAAGAAGUCUGGAACUAACACUUUAGCAGCUUUAAAACUCUUACGACAGGCAUUUUCACAAGGAACAGUGUACAUUGAUGCCUUUGUUAGUGAGGAAAACAUUAUACACACACUGGUUGGACUAUAUACAGGAACAAACUCAGAUUUACAGCUAGAAGCAGGAUGGUGUAUCACAAAUAUAUCAGCAGGAAGCCAUGACCAGGCCAUGUUAAUCUCUAAAUAUGUAGCUCCAUACUUAGUAGCUUACCUUAGUAGUCAGAACUUUCUCUUACAGGACCAAAGUGCUUGGGCCCUUGGCAAUUUGGCAGGAGAUAGUCAAGAAUGUAGAAAUAUGGUCCGUGCACAGGGUGUGGUUGCACCAUUAAUUAAAUUAUUGCAGUCCCAACAUCCUGCUGUUGUCCAGUCUGCAGCUUUUGCUUUAUCAAACUUGGCCAAGGAAUGUAUUGAAAUCGCAAGGGAGAUGGUACAGGGACAGGUUAUAACAGCGUUACUGCCACAUUUCAUCUAUCAUCCAGACAAUGUCAAUAUACUGUCAGAGGUCUCAUGGGUCUUCACUUAUCUAGCCUCAAGUGGAGAAUUCUCUGAAGAAAUUGUGAAAAAUGGUGUUUUAACACAAAUAGUUGUAUUGUUGAUACAGUUAUCUGAGGUGCAACCACAUAUAGCAACGGUUGUGACGCCAUUGCUUCGUUGCCUUGGUAACCUGUGUAGUGGUCCAGACGAGUUCACAGUUAUGGCAUGUGAGAACCAACAACUACUUCCUGUAUUAGGAACUUACUUAUCAUCCAAUCACAGACAUGUUAAGAAAGAAACAUUAUGGGUUUUAUCUAAUUUAACAAGUGAAACCAAGGCAUGCUCUGCAGUGACACAUAGCCCUCUUUUACACCAAAUCCUAGAGCAAGUACCUGCUGCUUUUGAUAUCAAAAUGGAGGCAUUAUAUGUGUUAUGUAAUUUAGCCAUUCAUGGAGAAGAAAUCUGUAGUUACCUUGUUGACAAUGGAGUUCUACAGCAAGUUACACCAGUUUUAAAGUCAUCAGAUGUAGAAAUAUUAAAUUUAGGUCUAUCCUUAGUAGAAAUGGCACUAAGAAUGACACAUAAUGGUUGUCAUAUAUUUGAGGAGUGUGAUGGAGUGACAAGGCUAGAGGCUUUAGAUUACCACAAUAAUGAUACGAUAAGACACCAAGCCAGUGAAUUGUUAGAUGUAUACUUUUAUGGAGAAUCACAGGAAGGUGAUGGAUGAAGACAUUGUCAAGUUAACCAUUUAAAAGACAGAAUUAUAUUAGGCAGCAAUCUAUAGUUUGCUUAUUUUCAAUUGAUUGAGAUCUUCCAGCAUGCAUUAUGUAGAAGAAGUCAAAUUAUUUUGUUCUUAAUUCAGGGGGAAAAUGUAUCAGUCUGACUGGCUACAGAAAAAGUCAAAAUACAGAUCAAAUGCAUGAUUCUGAUUUCAAUUCUCAAGACAAAUUCUGAAAUGACAUUUGGAAGACUAAGACUAAGAAUGUGAGGCAAAAAAUAAAAGGUUUGAGAGCUAAAAAAA